GACCACAGCCCCCUCCCGCCGGGCGCGCUCAUUGGAGGCAGCGCAGUUUGGCGCUGGGAGCGGAGCUGCGAGGAAAGAAGGAAGGGAAGGAAGGAAGGGAGGAAAGGAAGGAGGAAGGCGAAGCGGGGAAGAGGCACGCGUCCGGAGCGCUGAAGAGCCCGGCAAAGCUCCGGCAGAGCGGCAGCCGCAUUCUCAGGCUGGAACGUCAGACGGGGCAAGGCGGCGUCCCAGCGGGACUCUCCCUCCCUUCUUCCUCUUCCCAAGUUUGCCCGGAGAAAGUUGUCUCCCGCAGAGCGCCGCUGCCACCCGUUUCGGCGUGAGAGCCUGCCAGAGGGAGGGGAGAGAGCGAGCUCUUGCUUCCGGGCGCCCCUGGCUGCUUUCUGUCCCCGGCGGGGCAUGUGGAAAUGGCCGGUGACAGGAGCCCGGGGGUUUUCUGCUGUUGGCGGCGCUUCGGGCUCUGGCUACUCGUGGCUGCGGCUGGACUCAACGGCGUCUCGGGACUCAAGAACCCCAGCUGCCACGAAGUGAGGACGGCCUUUCAGAUCCGACAGAUCGGGCCCCUCAAGCUGGUUCCCGAUGUGCCCACCACCGCGGACUCCAAUUUGCAGAUCUGCCAACAGAGAGCACCAACCUGUUGCACUAAGAAGAUGGAGGAAAGUUAUCAAGCAGCUGUUCGAAGAGAGAGGAUGGAGAACAUUCAGACUCUAAAUUUUGAAUUAAAAUAUAUGAUUGUUGGUCACAUCACGGCUUUUCAAGCGGCCUUUGAGUCCUUGCUUCGCUUUGCAGAGAACCAUACAACUUCCCUGUUUGACACUGUCUACAGAUCCAUGUCGAAGGAAGCAGUAGAGCCUGUCAAGGAGCUCUUUACAGACAUCUCUCUCUAUCUCUUGGGUGCACAGACCAGAGUGGAAAGAGCCUUUUUCCGGUUCUUUGACAGCCUUUUCCCUUUGGUUUACAGCCGCCUAAUAAACCCAGGAAUCAUGGAUUUAUCAGAAGAGUACACAGAAUGCCUGCGCCUAACACGGCAAGAUGUAAAUCCAUUUGGACGCUAUUCUAAAGAAGUGGUUACAGAGUUAGCCAAGUCUCUCAGGGCGAACCGAGUAUUCAGUCAAGCCCUUGGGAUGGGCACUGAAGUCCUGAAUGCCACUGAGCAUGUGACUUUGACAAAGGAAUGUACCCGAGCACUUGUGAAGAUGCAGUAUUGCCCUCAUUGCCAGGGCCUAACAUUAAUAAGGCCUUGCGAAGGGUAUUGUCUGAAUGUAAUGAGGGGCUGUUUUGCCAGUGUAUCUGAAUUGGAUAUUCCAUGGAGGGAAUAUAUUUAUACCCUGGAACAUCUCAGCAAUGAAAUGGCUGGAGCUCACGAUCUGGAAUUGGCACUUUUGGGUAUCCGCUAUUCAAUCAAUGAGGCCAUCUUACAUGCACAAUUAAAUGGACCACAGCUGUCUGCAACUGUAGAUAAAGUGUGUGGACAGCCUGAAGAAAAGAGUGUGAAACCUUUACCAGACAACAUUGUUCAAGCAAAGGAGAUAAUUGAGUCACCAUCUCUCACAAUGACACAUUCGGCUUCUCUGAGCAAUAAAAGGAGUUCUCUGCCUCUGAAAGCUUCAAAGAAUGACAAAUCCAGAAGUUUGAAAAAAAUGUCCCGGGAAUUCAUCACCUACAUGAAACGGUCCAGAACUCUUUAUGCCUCUUUAACAGAAAGGCUCUGUGAUGGGGACCUUGUGAUGAAAGACAGCUCAACUUGCUGGAAUGGAGAGGAUGUUGUAGAAAGUUACACCAACCGAGUGGUGACCAAUGGAUUGAAGGCACAAAUUGAUAAUCCAGAACUGAAAGUCAAAGGGUUGGACCCGCACAUCAGCAGUUUAAUUGAUAAGUUGCAACAUUUUAAUCAACUGGCAACUGAGAGGACACAUUUAAAAUCAGAAAGAUGGAGCACCAGGGAAGGUGGCAGUGGAAAAGGAAUGAAUGAAGGGAUGGAAUCAAGCGGAGACUGUGAUGAUGAAGAUGGAUGUCAAGGGUCAGGUGACAAAACCUACACGAAAGAUAUUCUCGGAGCUAAUCCAGGCGACAGGAAUGGAUCCACAACAACUGUGAAAAAGAUGGACGACACAGCAACAGUGAUUAUAAAGUCAUCUCCUAAACAUAAAGCGGAAGGAGAUAAGAGCAGUCAAGUGUCAAGUUCCUUGCUCUUCAUGAUAACAGCCACCGCAGUUGUGUGGCAUUUUUUGUCAUAGCUGCGUUAUUCUGCAGCAACUGUGCAAUUUCUGUUCACUGUCAUUUAUACCCACAGCCUUAUUCAACUGAAACCAAGUCAAAUGACUCUCUAAAAUUGUGCACUCUAGUAUUAUGUGGUAUGUUAGUAUAAGAAGUGCUAAAUAUUAGUCAGGACUGGCUAACAGCAAGUAUCUAAAUAUCUACAUGGCGUAUAGAGAUUGUUGCACUGAUAACAUCUCAUCUACUCAAGAUGUAAAGAAGACGAAGACAGGAAACCUGAGUAGAUUAAGUUAUUGUGAUAGAUACAAUUAAGAAUGUUAAAGUUGUAAAUUAAUAUGUCACUAUUUCUCCUCUCUUUCUUCUUUCAUGGGAGUUCCAUUGAAUAAUCAGACUUCAAGUACAGUUGAUUAAGUUUUAUCUGUAGGGAUCCACCACUACCUUCGAAGCAAAAAGGGCAGCACUCACUACAAGUUGGAUAAAACUCUGAGAAAUUCAUUGCUUGUUUAAAUCUCUUUUUCAUUUUUAACGUUUAGAAUGUAGAAAGCAAUAUACAAACCAUAUGCUGUGUUUAAUGUAUCAGUAUAGUUGCCUUAACCAUAUAGCAACAUAUAAAAUUACCUCUUGAGUUAUUUUGGAAUAUCCAGAACCAUUUCCGUGCCCACGGUCUUCAUGCUACAUGCUUAAGACUCAACUGUGUUGCAAAAAUCUGAGAAAUGGAAAAGUGAAAGAGGGGACUGUAUUAGAUUUUUGAGACAAAAGUAGUUGUUGAGCUGAAAUUUAAUGCCAAGAUCCAAUGGGGUAUGACUAGAGUGAAAAAUCCCACAAACAUAGCUGUGCUGGAUUUAACUAUUGUGAAUACAGUUAUGUGAGGAAAUUUCCACAUGCAAUAGAUUGCGCAACAGCUGGACAAUAGAAAAAUGCAGGAAAAAAUGUACUAGAACAAUAACCAUUAUUGCCCCAGGGCCCUUCCACACAGCUAUAUAAACCAGAAUAUCAAGGCAGAAAAUCCCACAAUACCUGCUUUGAACUGGGUUAUCAGAGCCUACACUGCCAUAUAUUCCAGUUCAAAGCAGAAAAUGUGGAAUUUUAUUCAGCUGUGUGGAAGGGGUUUCAGUGAAUGAUCCUUGAUUCAGUUCAUCAUGCAUGUAUGGUGCAUCAGUAAAGAUGACAAAAGCCCUAAUCCAACACUCUUGAUUGGCAGCUGUGGAAUUCAAUCCUGUUUGAAAGAAGGGAAAUGUGAGACACUUUUCAGUUCUUUAGAGCUCAUCAUAAAUAACUAAACAACACUAUUCAAUCUUAGGGCCCUUCCACACAGCCCUAUAUCCCAGAAUAUCAAGGCAGAAAAUCCCACAAUAUCUGCUUUGAACUGUGUUAUCUGAGUCCACACUCAGAUAAUGUGGGAUUUUUUGCCUUGAUAUUCUGUGAUAUAGGGCUAUGUGGAAGGGCCCUUAGAGUGCCUCACUAUGGGAAGGAAUCCCACCUUUAACCCUUUUGCACAGAUGGGGGCAGAAUCUAAUCCUGUUGCCAAAGGAAUGUGAGUUGCCUUUGCUGAACUGGAAUAAAAUACACACAUCUAAAUAACCAUCACCCCUUUUAACCCACAAGGGACACUGAUGCACUGUAAAUCAAGAAUGUCCAGUAUGACUCAUAGUUGCUGGGUAGUUAUGUUUUAUUGUUCUGUGUCAGGAAAAAAUAAACAUGAAAGAAACCAAGAAGGAUAAACUCUGUUAUUUGCUGCUUUCUCUCUAAUACAGCUCCCCCUGGCCUGGUACCUAGACUUGUAUUGGCUGGGGUUGAUGGGAGGUGGAGUCAGUAUAACUGGAAGGCACCAGGUUAGGAGAAGGCUACUUUAAUAUAUAUUUUCUCAGUCCACCACAUGUCAUCUUAAUGAAUUGUUUUAGUUAUUAAACAAAAUUGAUGUAUUUUACAGUGUGACAAGAUGUUACAAAACCACCAUGAGAUAGGGUAGGACUAAUAUAUGUAUUUUUGAGAGCUGUUUUUACAAUGAUAUUGAAAAUAUAUACACUGCAGGCUGAGUAGAACUGAGAGUUAUAACAAAGGGGACUAAAUCCAGCAUUAGCCCUACCUAGAAAUCAGCGGGAAUGACAUUAGUUGAAGCUAUCAAAUCCCAUUAAUUUAAUUGGGUCUGUUCUCGGUAGGAUUAAUGUUGAAUUUAUUUCUCAGAUUUAUAUUUGCUAACAAAGCCAAUAAUUCACAAAACGGAUUCAUUGUUUUCACAGUAAUUAAUAAUACAGUGUACAGUUUUAUAAGAUAUAAUGUAAAAUAUUUGUCUUGGACUUGUGUGUGUGUGUGUGUGUGUGUGUGUGUGUGGGGAGGAGUAUAAGAGCAAUUAUUUCAGCAGUUUGAGUCACAUAAAUGUAAAUCCAGUGUAAUGUAUUAACUCUAGUACACAAAUAUAUGUAGGAUAAAAAUAUUGUAUGAUUAAACAACUCUUCCUUUCAAGGUGCUUCAGUUUUGAUGAACGCAACAUUUUUGACCUCCAUGCAGUAGCCAUUCACUUCAGUGAACCUUUUAUAUGCACAUCCUUUCUAUGUAUUAUGCUCCAUUUAUCCUGACUAUAUAUGCCAACCUUUAACAAUCUUGUGCUAUCUUUGGACUCCAGCUCCCAGCAUUACUUGCCAUUGGCAAUACUGGUUAGAGGGGCUCAGGGGUGUUGAAGUCCAAAGAAUCAUCUGCAGGUUCCAGAUUUCAGAAGGCCGAUACAAAGGGCAAUUAAUAGUUUUCUCUUUACGUGUCUUCAUUUUUUAACAUUUUGUUCAUUAGUCAGCCAAAUAUAAGCACUUUUGUUCCACUGAUUGUUAUGAAGAGUCAAGCAAUCCCAUUAAAAUUAGGGGAAGCUCGAAAAUGCUCAUCUUUGGCUUGAUUGUGUAAUGAAGUUGAACCCUUCAUGGAGCUGAAUGAAACUUUUGAAACAGUACAUCUAAAAGAAUUCUAAACCAGAAGACAAAUCAAGUGUUUCAAAAGCUCUUGCAGCCAUCUGGCCACUUUCUAUGUGAAGAGGAGUAAUUUUGAGUGCAUAGAGUUAACAAUAUGGGAUUUAUUUUUGUUCACCCAGUUGUAUGAGAGCUUUGUGAAAGGUCUUGUUCUCUAAUUCACACCCAGACAUAUGUCCCAACAAAGAGGUUCUUUAAAAAACACCAGCUGCAUUCACAGUUUAGCAACUACAAUUGAAGUGGGCAGGGAAAGACAUUUUGUUGAGCUAUUAUCAUUGUUAUUAUCUAUUUUAUUUAUUACAUUUCUUCCACACCUUCUAUCAUCAGUGAGCUCAAGGUUGUGUUCUUCUCUCCUCUUCAUCUUCUCAGCAUUCCAGUGAUGUAGGUCACUGACAGAAAAAUUGAGAGCAAGAGACCACAAAAGACUAGACAGUGGGUUUUGUGGCUAAAUGACCCUUUCAAGUCCCAGUCCAACACUCCCAGUCCAGGAAUUCUCAGGCAUUAGUCCUCCAGAUGAUGUAGACUUCAUCUCCCAGUUCCAUUCAAUAUAGUCAAUGCAGAGAAAUUCUGGAAACAAAUUCAAAAUACCCAGAGGACUAAAGUUGAAAACUGCUGCUUUAAUCACUACUCUAUACUGCCCUUAACUGAUCAUCAAUACUGCAUUAUUGAAUAUUUAUUAGAUACUGUAUCAAAUACUGUAUUGCACCUAUACUGAUACUGUAUUAGACGUGUAUCUGUGGGGUUUUUUUUUGUUUUCUUAGACAAGCGCUUUUCUUUUUCCGAACAAUAAUAAUUAAAAUUCUGUUUGUUAAAAUUAGUAUUGUUAUCCAACUAUUGGAAAUUCACAUUGUAAAAAAAGGAAUAUUUUCACUGCCUCUGUAAGACCACACUUUGGAGAUAAAUUUGUAAUUGUUUAGCUUGUUCAAGAUUGCAUGUGUUGAAGGGAAGCAACAAGUGGCUUUCUCUGUAUCAUUGUGCGAUCCCUAAAAGACAAGUGAUGCAAAUAAACAGGGAUUUCCAUUUGUCAGAAAAGAUAAAAGGAUGAGAGACUUAGUUUAAUUCAGGUAGCUACACUACAACUAAUCAGAAUUCCAUGGCAGUUUAAUGAAAUACACAGAAAUGCUAUUACAGAGUAAUAACCAAUUGUUGUAUUUCUUUGUAAAAUGCAUUAAAAUCAUCAUGCAGGUACAUAUUCUUGUAUUUUUUAUCACAGCACUCCAGCUUUUUAACCAUUAACUAAUAAUUUGCAGUAGCGCCAUUUGCACUGAAGGCAACUCUGUCAACUGAAAACAAUCCUUUGUUGCCUGCUAAGCAAUUAACAUUUGCUCACUUGGGCUGUUGCAAGAGAAGGCGUAAUUUGUCCACCAUGACCUUUCUGCGCACUUAAUUAGUAAGAGUGUGGAAUGUUGCCUAAAGAACAAACAUUUAAUUUGGGAGUAAAGGAGAGAUGGAAUGUAUUGUUAAAUUUAUACAUUCUUUGCUAUUGUACUCUAAUAAAAUGUUUUUCAGCAAGAAGAUUUUUAAUGGUCUAUUCAGAAUCGCUCUUGCCCAUGCUAAGUCUUACUGAUCUGUGUUUCUGACUUUCAAAUGUAUGUAGGAAAGUCACAUGGUUAGGAAUCCAGGAUUUCAUGUUGAGUUUGUAAGAGCCAGGUCAUAGUACUGUAAACCUACCUGAAUCAGUGAUGUUGUGUUAAAAAUUGAAUAGCAGGUGUGCCCCCAUUCCAACCACACCCAUCAAGGAAAAUCCAAAAAUGCAAGCAGCUGAUUGAUUGAUGUCAAAAAAAAUAGUUUUAGCAGUUUUACUUUAUGAACACAUCUUUUAGAAAGCUUAAUCCUCCAAACAAGACCAAAAUCCCUUUCCCUCAGUACCUUGCAUUGCAAUAGAUCUGUCUUUUGCUGGGGGAAACCAAUCCUUCUCUACUACCUACAGGUGUCAAUUCCCUUUUAAAGGUGAGUGCAUUUAUGUGUUCUGUUUUUACUUUACUCCUAGCUUCCCAUGGUUGUAGAGUUGCAAGGGAUACUAUGACCUUAGAACUUAGUCAAAUCUCUGCUGAAAACUGGAACACAAAUCCAAUAAACUGCCAUUGGCUGAUAGAGCUACAGAAACACUUUGGGUCAGGAUAGCACCUAUAAUUUGAUCAUAGGGGAUAGACAUGACUCUUCCUUCAAGAAAUAUUAGUCAAACUGAUACUCAACUAGAGUGAGAUGAGUAUUUUCCAUUUGUUCCUAUCCCUGAGAGAUGAAAGGAGAUACAAAUCAAUACAAGCUCUGAGCUAUGAUGCUAGUUCCUUUGUUUUGACAUUGAGAAAAUACUAAUUAGAAGUAUGCUUGGGAAUGAAUCAGUUCUUGAGGAAAGCUUGUUCAUUUCUGUUCUGCUUAUCCUAGUCCUUUGUUUCCAUCACAAUCUCUAUGUGUAACUUUUUGUCUCUAUCACAAUCUGCACCAUAAUGCUUAUCUAGAAUCUCUUGGAGGUCAUUUUGCAGUCUUUCCUCCCAAUUAUUUAAAGAGUGCAUAACGACUUAAUCAAGUCUGCCCUGAUGAAAAAUAUAUAUACUUUUCUUAAUUACAAUGGACAUUUUAAUAAAUAUAGACAUUUUGAAAAUAAUAA
Anolis sagrei ordinatus is the source of this 7776-nucleotide messenger RNA. Its product is annotated as glypican-5-like. The record is from RefSeq and is a predicted model, not a curated record. Gene Ontology annotation, cellular component: cell surface; plasma membrane; extracellular region. Lineage: Eukaryota; Metazoa; Chordata; Lepidosauria; Squamata; Anolidae. Gene Ontology annotation, biological process: regulation of protein localization to membrane; positive regulation of canonical Wnt signaling pathway; cell migration.